Messenger RNA from Rodentolepis nana, 654 nucleotides. NCBI's taxonomy places the organism in Eukaryota, Metazoa, Platyhelminthes, Cestoda, Cyclophyllidea, Hymenolepididae. The record is from the annotation of a GenBank genome assembly.
AUGGACCAACUUGUUACUCUUGAGGACCUAAGGAGGCAAACUCUUGAGAAUUCUUCUUCUCGUGUUCAACCUCCUCGUCUUUGUGGCGGGUGGCAUUAUGACAGGAUUUGGUAUCUACCUCGUGGUUUAGGCAAAAUUGUUCAAUAUGACAGGUGUCAUAAUGGUCUUGGUGGUGGCAUUCUUGGUCAUUGGUUGUCUGAUAUUUGUCACUGGUUUUCUUGGAUGUUUGGGAGCUUGGAAGAAGAGCAAAUGUCUCCUACGACUGUUCUUAUUAUAAUCGUUGAGAUUGCCUGUGGAGUCAUCCUAAUUGUCAAUAAGGAUAAAUUCAAGCCAUUCAUCAGAGAAUUCUUUACAAACGCAAUUGCUGAGAUUGAAAGCAAUCCAAACUCCAGCCUCACAGUCCCAAUUAUUGAACUGCAAGAUUCGCUUGACUGUUGUGGUGCCAAUGGACCAAGUGAUUGGACAAAUCCUGUGAAAUAUUGUUGCGAACCUGGAGAAAUCUGUGUACCUACUUCUCUUCCCGGCUGCGUAGAAAAGAUUGCCCACGAACUGAAGGCAAUCAGCAUUGGUAUUGGAGCCAGUGUUGUGGUUCUGGCCAUAAUUGAAAUUGAAACCAUCGUGGCGGCUCUCAUUCUGGCAAAACAAUCCGAAUAA